AUGGGAUUCAUACUUUCGAAAAUUAAAAGAAAAAAUGAAGAAAGUGAUAUUUUAGUGUCAAAAAAACCAACAUUCAAUUUUGAAAAAAAAGAUACAGUUAAAAUUAAAAAUAAAUUAAAAUUAGCGAAAUCUAGAAUAAAUAAUUUUAUAAAAAAAGGGAUAAAAACAACUUCAUGGGUAGUGUGGAUAGCUGGAGUUUCUGUUGUCGUUUUAAUUACACCUAUUGCCUUUCAAUAUGAAAAAGAAUGCCAACUUUUUGAGAUGCAAGCACAAUUUUUUCAAGCACAGCAGGCAGCCAAUGUUCCUCAAUUAAAUUGA
Molecule: messenger RNA, 318 nt
Organism: Plasmodium gallinaceum
Lineage: Eukaryota; Apicomplexa; Aconoidasida; Haemosporida; Plasmodiidae
Gene: TOM22
Product: mitochondrial import receptor subunit TOM22, putative
Exons: 1
Coding region: 1-318 (105 amino acids)
Biological process (GO): intracellular protein transport
Cellular component (GO): mitochondrial outer membrane
Source: RefSeq, a predicted model, not a curated record